Orbilia oligospora ATCC 24927 is the source of this 423-nucleotide messenger RNA. RefSeq lists its product as uncharacterized. NCBI's taxonomy places the organism in Eukaryota, Fungi, Ascomycota, Orbiliomycetes, Orbiliales, Orbiliaceae. The record is from RefSeq and is a predicted model, not a curated record. The coding region runs from base 1 to 423 and encodes 140 amino acids. The transcript has 3 exons.
AUGUGGCUACGCAGAGUGUCGAAAACCAGUCUCCGCCAUGGCAUAGCCCCUGGUAUUAGUCGAGGUACACAUGCACAUCCACCGAGAACCGUUCAACUAAUUGAGAGCAACCGCACACUGAUAUCCAAGCUCCAAACUUCGUUCAACAUCCCACAAAUUAUGGGACAAACGGCGUUCGCUAUUGGCUUAUACACUCUAGCAACAACAACAAUAUACAUCGGAAGUAUCUCUGCCGAACUAUCAGACUUCUAUGCCAUGUGGACACGAUCAUUGGACGAAGAGUUUGAAAAAGCAAGGGUUGAAUGGAUGUUAAGAAGUAUACUGACAGAAGAUAUUGAUCCGACGGGUGUUAUCGAUGAUUGUGUUACUACUACUAAUGCUAAGGGAGUUAUAUGUACUGGUUGGGAUGAUGAAGUCGAUUAA